Carlito syrichta (Philippine tarsier) is the source of this 763-nucleotide messenger RNA. RefSeq names its product brain expressed associated with NEDD4 1 (gene BEAN1). Bases 297 to 749 code for a protein of 150 amino acids. Lineage: Eukaryota; Metazoa; Chordata; Mammalia; Primates; Tarsiidae. The transcript is spliced from 3 exons. The record is from RefSeq and is a predicted model, not a curated record.
GAUACAAUCGCACCAGCUACUUCUACCCCACAUUCUCAGAGAGCUCAGAGCACAGCCAUCUGUUGGUGUCUCCCGUGCUGGUGGCGAGUGCUGUCAUCGGUGUGGUCAUCAUCCUCUCCUGCAUCACCAUCAUCGUGGGCAGCCUCCGCAGGGAGAGGCAGGCCCGGCUCCAGCGGCACCGCCACCGCCACCGCCGCCACCACCACCACCACCAUCACCACCGCAGGCGCCGACACCGAGAGUACGAGCACAGCUACGUGUCAGACGGGCACACAUACAGCCGCUCAAGUCACAGGAUGCGUGACGCCUGCAGCACCACUGAGGACUGGCCCCCACCCUUGGACAUCAGCUCUGACGGGGACGUGGAUGCCACUGUGCUCAGGGAGCUAUACCCAGAUUCUCCACCAGGCUAUGAGGAGUGUGUGGGGCCAGGGGCCACUCAGCUGUACAUCCCCACGGAUGCUCCACCACCCUACUCACUGACUGACUCCUGCCCCAUGCUGGAUGGUGCCCUCAGCUCCAGCAGCGACCACAGCCCCAGCCAACACCAGCAGGAGCAGAGGACCCCAGGCCAGGGCGGCCUCCGUACCAUCUCCAUGGACACCCUACCCCCCUACGAGGCCGUGUGUGGGGCCAGCCCCCCAUCGGGCCUGCUGCCGCUGCCAGGACCAGGACCAGGGCCGAGGAGCUCUCCAGGCUCUCCCACCCCCACUCGGGCCCCAGCCUCUGGCCCAGAGAGGAUUGUGUGAGUGGCCAGGUCCUG